This is a messenger RNA of Meyerozyma guilliermondii ATCC 6260, 1122 nucleotides long. RefSeq lists its product as uncharacterized. Lineage: Eukaryota; Fungi; Ascomycota; Pichiomycetes; Serinales; Debaryomycetaceae. Bases 1 to 1122 code for a protein of 373 amino acids. The transcript has a single exon. The record is from RefSeq and is a predicted model, not a curated record.
AUGUUUGCAAUCAACUACAACCCCGUCUUGAGCUUUCUUGAUUUAGUUCAACAACAACAGCAACAACAACUUCGUCAACAAUUCCAACCAAAGAUUUCAAAGAAAGUUGAAACUGAAGACGAGUAUCAAAUCCACAUUUUCAAGCCAUAUGGUGACUUCAAUUCUUAUGAAGUCCGUGCUUUAAAGAGUCAAAAUGGACUCGUAAAGCUUGUCAUCGAAUCUGAACCUGACAACUUUCAAGCCACCGUUUCGUUUUCGUUGGCUGAGAUCGAUUUGCAAGAAAUCAACUGGUUAUACUUCCGCGCCGAGAACACAUUGGUGUUGAGGAUUCCCAAGAAACAAAAGGUAUGUUAUCCUCAAUUCUACUUUCCUGGCUGUGUUAUUGGAAAUGAAAGAGAACAACAAAGAGACGAUAGGUUAAGGCAAGCUGAACAAGCCAAGCUUAAUGCGAGAAGGGAAUCAGAAGAGAGAGUGAGAAGAGAAGCUGAAAGAGCAAGGAGGGAAGCUGAGAGAGCAAGGAGGGAAGCUGAAAGAGCAAGAAGAGAAGCUGAAGAAAGGGCCAGAAGAGAAGCUGAGAGGGCUAGAAAAGAGGCUGAAGAAAGAGCAAGGAGAGAAGCCGAACAGGCAAGAAGGGCAGCUGAAGAGAAAGCCAGAAAGGAGGCGGCACAAAAGCAAGCUGAGGAAAACGCCAGGAAGGAAGCCAAGGCUAGAGAACAGGCAAAGCUUCAGGAAAGAAAGGAAAGAAUCAGAAGAGAAGCCGAGGCCAGAAAUGCUAAAGCCCAACAAGAGCAAUUUGUUGAACAGCUUCUACAAAACUUUUUUACUCCUUUCUUGAGUCAAGUCAGCCAAGCUCAAGCCAAGAAUUCUGAAGAAAAGGUUACCCAGAAUAAUGAAUCAUCUUCAUCUCCAGCACCAGUUCCAGCUCCAGCACCAAAACAGCCAUCUCCAAGAUUAGACGCCAAUGAUGAUAACGAGUCCGUUCAAUCCGAGCCAUUGACCCCAGAAGUUGGCUCUCCAAAGCUUGAAGCGAAAGACGAAUCUCUCGAUUUGCACAAGCACCCAUCUUUGGAAGAGGUUGAAGAUGAGGAGUUUGUCAUGUUCCGCAAGAAGUUUGAACAAUGA